Messenger RNA from Klebsormidium nitens, 2063 nucleotides. NCBI's taxonomy places the organism in Eukaryota, Viridiplantae, Streptophyta, Klebsormidiophyceae, Klebsormidiales, Klebsormidiaceae. The record is from the annotation of a GenBank genome assembly.
CUGUCCGUUCGGUCAUGUGACAAGCGGAGCUGGUAGUAUACAGCUAGCUCUUCCAUAGCUAGUUAGCUCAUUUCAUGGGGGACGUUUUGGCAAAGCAGGCUCAAAAAUAUCAGAAGGCGUCACCUUCACAGGCUUCAGUUCUUUGGGCAUUUCGCUUUGGUGGCAGAAGAGCCCCGCUUGAAUCUUGCUCAAAUAACCAUUUUAUGCAAUCAUUCAAUGUCACUUUACGGUAGGUUAUUCCAAGACCUCCGAGCUUGUGUGAAUCAACUUGAAGCGCAAGUCCUCCCUUGAAGUCCGAGUCCCAGUGGCUGGUAAAGUCAUUUUGUGGCUGAGGUGCUUUGGAGGAUCUGAAGUCCACCAUGCCGCAAUUCAAGUUCAGCUUCACUUUACCAAAGUUUGGCAAGGAGCGAGAGGGCCAGACGAGCACGUCAGACAAUGAGGACAACGUACCGAACCCGGAAGCCCGCGAGGUCCUAGCGAGCGAGGGUCUGAGCCUUGAGGAGGCACAGAUGGACCCGCUGCCCUUGGACCGUGGUCUGAUCCUCCUGAAGGGCCGAGUCCCAAGCAGCGCGACCGCAACGGUAGGGGCCAGCCAAUCCGACCUGGUGCCGGGCAAGUACGAAGGCGGUUUCAAGUUGUGGGAGUGCACGACCGACCUCAUCGAGACCCUGCGGAGGGAGAUUCAGGAUGGCAGAUUGUCGUUCAGGGGCAAGCAUGUACUGGAGCUGGGCUGCGGCCAUGGGCUGCCAGGCAUCCUUGCAUGCAUCAAGGGAGCGCACCGCGUGCACUUCCAGGACUUCAAUGCGGAGGUGCUGACCUCGCUGACCAUCCCCAACGUUGCGGCCAACCUGGCGCACGCCCGAAGCAUGCCACGGAGGGUCAGCGAAGUGAAUGUGCCCACCGUAUCCAGGACACCCAACCCGGCAGUCGAAGUGAAGUACUUCGCAGGCGACUGGGGGGACAUGCCCGGGGUGCUGUCGAUGGUUGACAAGGAGACGGCGCCCGAGGCCCUGCACGGCCGGGAAGCCUUCCACCCAGUCAGCAGCUUCGAAGACCUUGCCGCAAUGGAGAACUCUGCGGAGAACAUCCUGGCGCAGGAGCGGGAGCAGCCACGUGUCGACAGCACGUCGAGCGCGGCGUCGGCGCACGAGACCCACAGCCGGCGGGAGUCGGUCGGGGAGGAGCCGCACGGCGCGGCGGACCUGCCCGGGGCAGUGGCGAGCACCGCGGAUAGCACGGGGGGGAGCAGCGGGGACAGCACCGGGCAAGACCAGGUAAGCACUGCCAAGCGAAGCGACCGGGAGGCCUCGGUCCACCAGACCGGGGACAGUGCGGUCGACGGCGGGGCCGGGCACCCCUCGCACCCCCAUGCCUCGUUUGCGCGGGCUGCGAGCGUGGAGUCAACGCCCCAGUGGACCUCGCAGCGCAGCAGCUUCUCCGAGGCGGGCAUGAGCCGGCGGGCCAGCCACGUGGAGGAACCCAAGGGCGGGUAUGACGUCAUCCUGAUGGCGGAGACGGUGUACUCGCCCGCGUGCUACCAGAAGCUGAACCACCUGAUCAAGAAGGCUCUUCGCUCUCCGUACGGCGUGGUAUACCUGGCGGCCAAGAAGUAUUACUUCGGGGUGGGGGGAGGCACCCGGCAGUUCAAAGCGGUCCUCGAGGAGGACGGUCUCAUGGCCGGACACCUGCUCGCUGAGUUCGUCGACGGUGUUUCCAACGUACGAGAAAUCUGGAAGUUCUUCUACAAGACGCACUAAUAUUGCAACAAGACGCACUAACAUGGCCGGAAGGACUGCGCCUUUCGUGUAUUUUAUCGGUCAUCGGGGCCUGCAUGCGUUUGCAAGAAUCCUGAGAGACACUGGAUGGAUUGCGUGCUUAUUCUGGGAUGACAGACUAUCAGGAUUCUGACUUUUCUACUGACUAUCUACAGAAUAAGGUUUGAUGGCUGUGGUGGUCAAUCUCAUGUGCUUGGUGUCCUGACAUGCUUGGCGGCGCCAUAGCACCCCUGUAUUUUAGGCGCCACUGGCCAACCUAUGACUUGCAGUUCUUCCCACAGUUCUGUG